Molecule: messenger RNA, 498 nt
Organism: Camelina sativa (false flax)
Lineage: Eukaryota; Viridiplantae; Streptophyta; Magnoliopsida; Brassicales; Brassicaceae
Source: RefSeq, a predicted model, not a curated record
AUGAUCCGUAAAUCUAAGCUUGUCAAUCAGGCACUAGACGAGGCUGUUCCACUCUGCCAGCCGCCAGUACUGAAGAUCCGUGAGGCCAUGAGGUACACGCUAUUCUCGGGCGGGAAACGCAUAAGGCCAAUGCUUUGUCUGGCUGCAUGUGAGCUCGUGGGUGGGAAAGAGUCAACCGCAAUGCCUGCCGCAUGUGCGAUUGAGAUGAUCCAUGCCUCAUCACUCAUCCAAGACGAUCUACCUUGUAUGGACGAUGACAGCCUCCGCCGCGGAAAACCCACAAAUCAUAAAGUCUUUGGCGAAAAUAUUGCCAUCUUGGCAGUUGAUGCGUUCAUAGCUUUGGCCAUCAAGCACACUGUGGAAUCCACCUCUUUGGACGUUCAUCCAAGGAGAGUUCUCCGAGCCGUUCUAGAGAUGGCGAAAGGCAUUGGAACGGAAGGGCUCGUUGCUGGUCAAGCGGCGGAUUUGGCUGGAGAAGGAAUGACUCGUCCACUAUAA